This is a messenger RNA of Dendronephthya gigantea, 1246 nucleotides long. RefSeq names its product peptidyl-prolyl cis-trans isomerase B-like. Gene Ontology annotation, cellular component: intracellular membrane-bounded organelle. The coding region runs from base 38 to 643 and encodes 201 amino acids. NCBI's taxonomy places the organism in Eukaryota, Metazoa, Cnidaria, Anthozoa, Malacalcyonacea, Nephtheidae. The record is from RefSeq and is a predicted model, not a curated record. Gene Ontology annotation, molecular function: peptidyl-prolyl cis-trans isomerase activity. Gene Ontology annotation, biological process: protein folding; protein peptidyl-prolyl isomerization. The transcript has 6 exons.
GCCACACGAACAGCGAGUGCAUUCAAACCAUGACAAGAUGAAGGUCUCUUGUCUUUUAUUCCUCUUCAUUUUCUCGCUCGUCAAUGCCGCGAACAGCAAAGGGCCGAAGGUAACGCAGAAGGCGUAUUUUGACAUCACAAUUGGAGGUGAAAAACAAGGUCGGAUUGUCAUUGGUUUGUUUGGCGAAGUCGUUCCGAAAACUGUGAAAAAUUUUAUUGCUCUCGCAACACACGAGAAAGGAUUUGGUUACAGGGGGAGUAAGUUUCAUAGAGUAAUCAAAGAUUUUAUGAUACAAGGUGGUGACUUCACACAUGGGAAUGGUCGAGGAGGUAAAAGUAUUUACGGUGAAAGAUUUGAUGACGAAAACUUCAGACUGAACCAUUACGGUGCUGGAUGGAUCAAUAUGGCCAACGCUGGAAGAGAUACUAAUGGUUCCCAGUUCGCGAUAUUCACUGUACUCACGCCAUGGUUGAAUGGACAACAUGUUAUUUUUGGUAUAAUACUUGAAGGAAUGAAUAUUGUCAAGAAGAUUGAAAACAUCCGUGUUGAUGGCUCAAGUCCAACCAUAGAUUGCGUAAUAGCAGACAGUGGUGUGCUUCCACUCGAUAAACCUUUCUACGUUGAGAAAACACCAGUGCAAUAAUUACUGAUCUACAGCCUUACAGGCACUUCAGAAACAUAUUAAAAAACUUUCACACAACAAUUUUCAGGCUGAUUCAAAAAAUCUUUAGUGAAUUUUUCGGGAUCAUCAACUACCAAUAUUCUCCAUUACCAUUGGGGCAAAUCGACCAGAGCAAUCUUGAGCGUGCAUGCCACCCAAUCUUUAAAUUAUUCUGUUCUGAGGAAAUAGUUCCCCUGGCUAAUGUUUGUAUCUUAGGUUGUGUUUACACCUACAGGUGUAAGCUAUGGCCUGGCUUUGGUCUAGAUUUUCGCAGUGUGAACGUAAUAAAAAUCCAAUAAGAUUAAGUAUAUGAUUUCACUACAAACAAAAAAUUAACAAUUAUUCUUUGUGGAUAUAUUGUGACUAAUGCAUGGUCUUUUUGGGAUGGGCAAUGCCAAUGGAGUGAGAUAUAGACUAGUGAGGCACAGCUAGACUUUUCUAUUCUUGAUUCCAUAUGAAAUUAGUAGUUACAUAACGUAAGGGCAUUUGCGAAUUUCUGAAAGCAAGACUCCGUCAAAUGGGAAGCAAUAUUGCUUCAAAACCCCCAUCGUUAAGCCGGUUUUCCACUAGCGAUAUUUUUCGCGC